AUGCAUCUUUCCAACCAUGCACUUUUUCAAGCAUGCACCUUUCCAGGCAUGCACUUUUUCAAGCAUGCACCUUUCCAACCAUGCACUUUUUCAAGCAUGCAUCUUUCCAACCAUGCACUUUUUCAAGCAUGCACCUUUCCAGGCAUGCACUUUUUCAAGCAUGCACCUUUCCAGGCAUGCACUUUUUCAAGCAUGCAUCUUUUCAAUCAAUUAUUUCAAAUAACUUUUAUUCAGUGA
Messenger RNA from Helobdella robusta, 237 nucleotides. RefSeq lists its product as hypothetical. The record is from RefSeq and is a predicted model, not a curated record. The coding region runs from base 1 to 237 and encodes 78 amino acids. Lineage: Eukaryota; Metazoa; Annelida; Clitellata; Rhynchobdellida; Glossiphoniidae. The transcript has a single exon.